GCCAGUCCCCAGUCCACAGUGGCAGCGAGAAGGUGAUUCCUGGCUGGCAGUUGGCAUCUGAGCAGGUACCAGGAUGUUGGGCUGGGUCCAGAAGGUGCUGCCUCAGCCCCCAGGAACUCCUCAGAAGACAGAGAUGGAGGAGGAAGAGGAGGAGGAAGAAGCCGAACUGGAGUCGGAGCUAGAGCUGGAACCGGAGCCCCUGGAAGAGCCAGCCGAUGAGGAGGAAGUGACUGCGGCUGACUCGGGCCUCCAGGCCCUCCAGGCCCAGGCUGCGGAGUUUCCUGACGUGAACAGUCCCAGCGGUUGGGUGCUGACUUGGCUCAGGAAGGGCAUGGAGAAGGUGGUACCACAGCCCGUCUGCAACGGCAGGGCAGCCCACACAGUGGCCGGCACGGAGGCCCCGGCUCAGGAUGAAGCACAGAUCCUUGGGCACCAUGGCACAGGGAACACAGGGUCUGCAGGUGGAUCCAGUGAGUUCCCCGGGGCCCAGGAUACCAGGUCACUGGCCCUCCUUAGGCCCAGCCCAUGGCUGCUCAGGUGGCUGGAGCAGAACCUGGAGAAAAUGCUACCUCAACCCCCGACACCCGCUAAGGGCUUGAUUGCUGAGCCUGCAGGUGCUGUCCUGGGCCCAGAGCCUCCAGAACCCCCGCUGGAGACGGAGCCCACGCCGCCGCAGGACCCCGAGAGCGCCUGUGUGACCAGUCUCGAGGAGGAGCCGGCUCCAGAGCCCCAGCCCAGCCUCCAGACCUCCUCCCUGCCGCCACCUGCGCACUCUGCCGGGUUGCUAGCGUGGCUCCUACACAGGCUGAAGAAGGCCCUGCCGCAGCCGGUGCUCCCUGGGAACAGCCGGGAGCAGGAGCCUGGCUGCCCGGAGACGUGUGACGCGCAGACCAUUGGCAUCCUGGCCACGCAGCGACAGGAGCCCGACCUCAUCCUGGAAGAUGUUGAGUCUCACUGGGAGGAUGCCCAGCAGGACUGCAGCUCCAGCCCCCAGGAGAUGGAGAGGCUUCCAGCUCACGGGAAAGAGAACAAGGCCGUGGUGGAGACGCCCAGCCCCAGUGUCCGGCUGGAUAGCUCCUGGCUGGUGCAGUCCAGUGUGGAUCCGAGCAGAGGAGGCGGGAAGCAGCCCCCGAAGGCCUCAUUCCAGUCCCCAGGGUCACACCUCUGCCCGCAACCUUCGGACUCCAGCACCAUGGCCAAGCCAGGCCAGGACAUGGAGCUGAAUCGCCUGGUCCAGGACCAGCCGCCUGGCCAGGGGGCCCCCAGGCUUGCACCCCCGAACCUGGCAGAGCACCUCCCCAAUGUGCCUAGCUACCGCCCGCCCAUCACCCGCAUCCCUGUCCUCGUCACCCGGAGAACAGCCCUGUCCAAUUCCAGCUUCGCCAAGGAGACCAGGAGCUCCAUUCGUCGCCUAGUGCCUGCCACCAAGGAGCACCCGGAGGUGCAGGUGGAAGACACCAAGGCGGACAGCCGCCCCCUCAUCGUGGAGGAGACGCCACCGGAGCAGCUGCCACCUUCGCCCGUCAAAUCCGACACCCUCACGGUCCCCGUCUCGGCCCCCGGGGCCCACAGGAAGAAACUGCCCUCCCACGAGGAUGAUGAGGCCGAAGAACUCAGGGGGGCGCUGUCACCAGCCGAGUCCCCAGUGGUGGCCUGGUCAGACCCCACCACCCCACAGGAAGCCGAUGGCCAGGACCGUGCGGCCUCCACCGCCAGCCAGAACAGCGCCAUCAUCAACGACCGGCUGCAGGAGCUGGUGAAGCUCUUCAAGGAGCGGACGGAGAAGGUGAAGGAGAAGCUCAUCGACCCGGAUGUCACCUCCGACGAGGAGAGCCCCAAGCCCUCCCCAGCCAAGAAAGCCCCAGAGCCCGCCCCAGCCUCGAAGCCCCCGGAAGUGGAGCAGGUGGAGGAGGAGCACUAUUGUGACAUGCUCUGCUGCAAGUUCAAACGGCGCCCCUGGAAGAAGUACAAGUUCCCCCAGAGCAUCGAUCCGCUGACCAACCUGAUGUACAUCCUGUGGCUGUUCUUCGUGGUGCUGGCCUGGAACUGGAACUGCUGGCUGAUCCCCGUGCGCUGGGCCUUCCCCUACCAGACGCCGGGCAACGUCCACCUCUGGCUGCUGAUGGACUACCUGUGCGACCUCAUCUACCUCCUGGACAUUGUCGUGUUCCAGAUCCGCCUGCAGUUCGUCCGAGGGGGUGACAUCAUCGUGGACAAAAAGGAGAUGCGGAACAACUACCUGAGGUCCCGCCGAUUUAAGAUGGACCUGCUGUGCCUCCUGCCCUUGGAUUUGCUCUACUUGAAGUUGGGCAUGAACCCCCUCCUCCGCCUGCCCCGCUGCUUAAAGUACAUGGCCUUCUUCGAGUUCAACAACCGCCUGGAAGCCAUCCUCAGCAAGGCCUACGUGUACAGGGUCAUCAGGACCACAGCCUACCUGCUCUACAGCCUGCACCUCAACUCCUGCCUCUACUACUGGGCGUCGUCCUACCAGGGAAUCGGCUCCACCCACUGGGUGUACGACGGCGUGGGAAACAGUUACGUCCGCUGCUACUACUGGGCCGUGAAGACCCUCAUCACCAUCGGGGGGCUGCCCGACCCCCAGACCCUCUUUGAAAUUGUCUUCCAGCUCCUCAAUUAUUUCACGGGGGUCUUCGCUUUCUCCGUGAUGAUUGGACAGAUGAGAGACGUGGUGGGGGCCGCCACGGCGGGACAGACCUACUACCGCAGCUGCAUGGACAGCACCGUGAAGUACAUGAACUUCUACAGGAUCCCCAGGUCCGUGCAGAACCGGGUCAAGACCUGGUACGAGUACACCUGGCACUCGCAAGGCAUGCUGGAUGAGUCAGAGCUGAUGGUGCAGCUUCCAGACAAGAUGCGGCUGGACCUCGCCAUCGACGUGAACUACGACAUCGUCAGCAAGGUGGCGCUCUUCCAGGGCUGUGACCGGCAGAUGAUCUUUGACAUGCUGAAGAGGCUGCGCUCUGUCGUGUACCUGCCCAACGACUACGUGUGCAAGAAGGGGGAGAUCGGCCGGGAGAUGUACAUCAUCCAGGCGGGGCAGGUGCAGGUCCUGGGGGGCCCUGACGGGAAGUCCGUGCUGGUGACCCUGAAAGCUGGAUCCGUGUUUGGAGAGAUAAGCCUGCUGGCCAUCGGGGGCGGGAAUCGGCGCACGGCCAACGUGGUGGCCCACGGCUUCACCAACCUCUUCAUUUUGGAUAAGAAGGACUUGAACGAAAUUUUGGUGCAUUAUCCUGAAUCUCAGAAGUUACUCCGGAAGAAGGCCAGGCGCAUGCUGAGGAACAACAACAAGCCCAAGGAGAAGAGCGUGCUCAUCCUGCCCCCGCGGGCCGGGACCCCGAAGCUCUUCAACGCGGCCCUCGCUGCAGCAGGGAAGAUGGGCGGCAAAGGGGGCAAGGGCGGCAAGCUGGCCCACCUCCGAGCCCGCCUCAAGGAGCUGGCCGCGCUGGAGGCCGCCGCCAGGCAGCAGCAGCUGCUGGAGCAGGCCAAGAAGUCGCAAGAAGCCACAGGAGAGGGGGACGAGGCAGGCUCUGCCGCCCAGGACCAGCCCCAGGCCCCCUCGGCCCCCUCGGCCCCCUCGGCCCCCCCGGCCCCCCCGGCCCCCCCGGCCCCCCUGUCCCCCUCGGCCCCCUCGGUGGCGCCUGCCCCUGGCCAGCCUGCGCCCCAGGAGCCCCCGGCCGCGCGCUCUGCGUCGCCUGCCUCCCCCAGGAAGCCCGAGGCAGGCGGGGGAGGAGUGGUGGGGCCGGAGGAGCGCUCGGUGCGGAUCGGCAUGAGCCCUGGUCCGGAUCCAGGCGAGCCGUCUCUGUCCAUAGAAAUGCCCGAGGAGAAGAAGGAGGCGGUGGAGUGAGUGAGGGUCGCCCGCGCGCCCUGUGCAGGGUCCCGUGCGUCCGAGGACGCCUGCCGGCUUUAGUGGCCUCAGUCGAGCCAACCUUCCCAUUCCUACGACGCCUCCUGAAGGACUUGGUCUUGAAAUCAGCAAAUGUCCAUCAAAUGUCGGUGUCCCCAAGCUCCCACAGUCCCCGGACCACGCUGUGGCUUAUAUUUUAAAAGAACAAAAUCACUUUCCGCUUUUAAAUUUCAUCUGCAGGUGAUAGAAUGAGGCUCUGAGGUCUCUGGAAGUUUUUGGAGAAGUCAGGUCUGGGGGUGGGAGGGCUUCUCCGGAUUCGUCCCUUUAUGUCCCCUUUAUGUCAAGGGUAAGAAACAAUGGGGGGGGGGGCAGCCUGCUGUCCGUGGUGAUCCUGGUCGGAACAGGGAAUGCUGUUUUCCUUGGCUAGGCAGUUAAGGGACAUUAAAGGACAUGCAGCUUAUUAGGCUGGCCCUGCAUGUUCCCCCGACUACAUUCAAUUGCCUGUCUGACGCCAUUAUGUCAGAGCAGAGAAGAGGGAAACGGACUUGGUGGAAAUGGACUUAGCUUUCCCAGGUAAAGGGCAGCCCUGUGGGAGCAUCCUCAGCCUGUCACCCUGAAAAGCCCCAUUUCUCACCAGCAGGGAUCAGGCCGUCACUUGCCUUAGACACCCUUGCUGUAGAAAUGGUGGCAGCGACUUGGAUUAAUCCUCAAAAAUGUAAUCUCACAGCUGCUGACACCACUUAAAUCCCUGAAGUCCCUCCAGAUCAUGUCAUGUUUAUAUGAUUAAAAAAAAAAAAGCAGAAAGGGUUAUUCAGUCCAUGAAUAUUUAUCAAGAGGAUUUUAUUUGCAUACCGAAUGGCUCUUGGGGGAGCCCAUGAUUAAAAACAGAAUCUGGUAUUGAACCAUUUGUUUCUACCAGCAACCGUGAACCCAAAGGGCUUGAAUUCCAGUAGGUUCUUCCCAUUUUAUAUCAAAUGACAGGACCUGGGGAGCCCCUGAAGGGACUUCCCGAAGGCUCCAAACUGUAGUAUUUGUCCUUCGGCUACAAACAACACUGUGACAUUUUUAAACAACUUGGGAGUUCCCAGGUGGGCCCAAGCAUUUCCAAAUCCCAGAGUGAUGAACAGAUUUAUCUCGUUGAUGUCAUGUCAUGUGACCUGGACAAUCAUUCCACUGAACGCCAUUUCACUGGUAUAGCCGUUCACGACAUUGAGUGGAAUGAUGAUCAGCAUUAUUAUCCUCCUCUUUAAAGGUUUUAGUCAUUUGUUUUAGUAGGUUAAAAACAUUCACAUGGGGCUGGGGACGUAGCUCAGAUGGUGCUUGCCCUGAAUGCACAAGGCCCUGGGUUCAAUCCCCAGCACAAAAAAAAAAAAAAAAAAAAAAAAAAAAUUCACAUGGGUACAAAAGGAUACUCAGGAAAAAUGAUUGAUCCUAUCCCUGGCUCCCAGCCUCCUCAGAGCCCUCUUUGGAAGUAAUCACUGUUAUCAGCUCCCUGUGUAUCCUCUCAGAGAUAUUUUAUGCUUAUGCAAGUAACUAUGUAUAUUCAUUCUUAUUCCCUUCCUUUUCUUAUUUUUCUUUUCUUUUCUUAUUUUUUUUUGUUUGUUUGUUUGUUUUUGUUUUUGAGACAUGGUCUUGCUUUGUUACCCAGGCUGGCCUCAAACUCCUGGGCUCAAGCAAUCCUCCUGCCUCUGCCUCCCAAGUAACUGGGACUAUAGGCAUGAGCCACCAUGUCCCGCUCCUCCCUCUUCCUCCCCCUCUGGCACCUUCUCCUCCUUUAUAAGUGGCAACCCACAGUAGGCCCACCAUUCUUCUCCAUCUUAUUUAUUCUAGAGAUUGUUCCCUAUCAGUACAUAAAGAACAUGCCUAUGUUUUCAUGGAUGGCAAUCUAGCCCAUCGGAUGGACGUAUCAUGGUACUUAAACCAUCUCCAUCGACAAGCAUUGAUGAUUCCAAUCCAAUGCUGUUAAAAAAAAUAAUGUGCAAUCUGAUUGUCACGUACAGGGGCUGCCGGUGUAGCUCGGUGGUAGGAAACUUACCUGGCAUGAGCCAGGCUCUAGGUUUCACCCCAGCACUGGAAAAAAUCUUGUAUGGACCUAAUUUCACUGGCACAGUCUUUUUAAAUGGGGAAGGUCUGGGAGUUUAGGAGGAUUUCUUCUCUUACCCUCAUUUAUCAUUCCCAUAUUCACACCGCAUCUUCUAAGACCCAAGCACAGAGAAUGCUUCCACUCUUAGCAAGUUAUUUCUGAUCUUCACAGAAGGUAAACAUAUCGCCCUUCUGUAGACGGCAAAACGUUUCAAUGGCACCUUCACUGUGAAUCCUGUUUCAUAAGGAAUCUUUUGUAUGUGAAUGUUCUUCUUUCUUUAGUUGUCAAUUCUUGAACUCUUACUGCUUAUUAUGUAAAACAAGAGAUUCUUACCGUUCUCAAUAAUUGCCCUGGAAAGAAAUUGAUUUUGAAGUGAGACGAACAGUGUCUUAAUUUCACUGAGCUAUCUUAAAUCAAAUUCAACACUUUCCCCAAUCCUGGAUAUUGGGUCAAUUGAGUUCAAGACGGGCAUGAUUCUCCAGAUUGCAUUGGACUGUUGGUUGCUGAGAUAUGGAACAGCUCAGAAACAGUGUCAUUCUACAGUCGAGGAAUUCUAGGACCUUUAUCUGUGUAUGUUGAAUCUGUGCAUUUUGAAUGUCUCAAUAUUUCCUGCAUUUGGGUAGAAAAUGAAUAGCAAGUUAUUUUUUCAACGACAUAAAUAUUUUAAACCAGACCAAGAAGCUGUUUAAAAUUUCAUAAUCAAAAUGUGUUCAGCUAUCAGGAAUAUUAUAAUCUGUUUCCUUAGUAAACAUGAAUACUUCACAUGCACACUGGGGCUUUCAGAUUACAGCGCAUUUUAAUUAAAGUAUUUAGACAAA
Messenger RNA from Ictidomys tridecemlineatus (thirteen-lined ground squirrel), 6766 nucleotides. The record is from RefSeq and is a predicted model, not a curated record. NCBI's taxonomy places the organism in Eukaryota, Metazoa, Chordata, Mammalia, Rodentia, Sciuridae.